AGAAAACGAGGAAAAAUAUUCAAAUAGUUUUCAUUUUUGCUCUGGAAUUUGUGGAAUUUUUAUAUCUAUUGAGAGUAAAUUUUGUUCGCUGGCAAUUAAGUGUAGCGUGAAAUCGACAACGGCAAGUCGUAAACAUGCAAGACCUCAUAGGCGAUCCCAUUUUGGCCAAAAUCAACAAUGGCAACAGCGAGCAACACAUGGUUAAAUCGUCAGAGAUACAACUACUUGGCAUGACGAAGGCUUCUUCCUUUGAUAAAAAUGCGGACGAUGAGAAUUCUGCGACCGCAAAACGACAGAGCUCUGCAAAGCCAAAGAAUCCCGAAGAUGAUGACAACCACACACCCUUUCCGGGCAUUUCACGUCUCUCGCCCACUCUCUACCUUUGCGGAGCAGCUGCUGUGGUGCCUAGCUAUAUGGAUAAAUUGGGAAUUACUUGCGUAAUCAAUGUGGCACCAGAGUUACCCGAUACACCCCUAUCCAACACUAGUAAUCCUCUAUACUUACGCAUCAAUGCCCAGGAUCGAUCCGAAGUUGACUUAUCACAACAUUUCGAUGAGGUGGCCGAUUUAAUUGAAGAAGUUCGUCUGAAUGGCGGAGCCACUUUGAUACAUUGUGUGGCCGGAGUAAGUCGCUCGGCCUCCCUCUGCUUGGCUUAUCUGAUUAAGCACGGGGGUUUGAGCAUGCGCGAAGCCUACCAUCAUGUUCAAGCCAUCCGGCCACAAGUGCGUCCGAAUUCGGGUUUCUUUCAGCAAUUGCGACACUAUGAGCAACAAUUAAAUGGUAAUUGCUCAGUGGAAAUGAUAUAUUUUGCAUCGCUCGAUAAGGAAAUUCCCGAUAUUUUGGAGCCACAAUAUAGAGCCAUGGAGGAUUUCUAUCAGAGAUAUCGCAGUUCGCUUAAGAAACGUUAGAAUCCAACUUCUUAGCAAACUCUUGUUUUCUUGUGAUAUAUGUGACAUUAGAUUUUAAGACUUCCGAUGCUGAAUUAUGAAUAUAAAAAUAAACUUAAACAAAUACAAUAAAUA
This is a messenger RNA of Drosophila willistoni, 1022 nucleotides long. RefSeq names its product dual specificity protein phosphatase 18. Gene Ontology annotation, cellular component: cytoplasm. Lineage: Eukaryota; Metazoa; Arthropoda; Insecta; Diptera; Drosophilidae. The transcript is spliced from 2 exons. Gene Ontology annotation, molecular function: protein tyrosine/serine/threonine phosphatase activity. Gene Ontology annotation, biological process: protein dephosphorylation. The coding region runs from base 135 to 908 and encodes 257 amino acids. The record is from RefSeq and is a predicted model, not a curated record.